CGCCUUCGCUCUCGGCAGGGCCUUCGCGUCUCUCUCGACGCCCGUCGCCGCCGACGUCGCCGUUGUCGUCCGCCGUUCGUUUCCAGAAAGCAGAUAUACAUCCGCUCGUUUGUGUAUCCGAUUUUCCGUCUAUCCGAUCUUCCGCAUCCGGCGCGGCCGCCACCGCCGUCGUCUACCUCACGUUUCUGUUCUCUCUUUCUCUCUCUGUCUCUCUCUUGUGUCGAGUAGAGUGCGCCGGCUGCGAGUUUCGGGCCACCUCGAGGCCGCUACCCGGGAACCAAGCUGAGCGGGAUGACGCGAAAAAAAUGUGCGCCGUAUGGACGUGGCUGAUGAGGCUGAAAUCAAGCCUCUCGCGCAUCACGGUAGGUUUUAGAGGAUGCACAAGCUAGCCAAGGGCCUGAAGAAGAAGAAAAAGCCGAAGAAGGGCAAGAAGGGUGGAGAGGAAGAGUUCGACCCAGAGGAGCUCGAGCGUUAUCGGCGCGAGCGGGCGGAGGCCCAGCAGAAAGCCGAGGAGUCUGGUCAGUCGACCGGCGGUAAUACCGGAUCCGACGAGUGGAAGAAAUUCCAGGCCUUGACUGCUGGCGUCGACUCGGUCCUCAAGAAGACCCAGGAUGAUCUCGAUCGGAUAAAGUCGACGUCGUUUUUCCAGCGAAAGGCGCCGUUGAACGAAAAGAAACCCGAGGAACCGGCGGGGCAAGAGGACUCCAAGAAAUCGUCAUCGAAGAAGUGGGUGGGUUUCGACGAGGAGGGUAAUCCAAUCGAGGGUGAACCGCCACAGAUCGACGGUCAAGGAGGCAAGAAGGAGGAGAAGCCCUUGGUCAGCGAAGACGGUUUCGUAGAAGUCCCAGAGGACGAGGAUGAGCAAGAGGACUCCGCCGAUGAAGACAUCUUCGACACUACUUAUGUCGACGUUCUGCAGAACAUCGAUGUCCAAUUAGCAUACAUACCGGAUAGUCCGACUGAGGAGGAGGCAGGGGACGAUCCAUUCGAUACUACUAGUGCUGACAAAGUUCUCAAAACAGUCGAUAAGAAAGGCAAUAAGCUAGUCAGCUUAGGCAAUGCUGUCGAGGUGUUGUCGGGAAGAAUCGAUCAUGUGAGCACUUGUAAGCUUACGAAAGGCAGACGACCUAGGCUCCAACAGGAUCUACUGUUGGACGAUUUUGACGAAGCGGAACAACCAUCGGCGGAAACCGUCGCGGCGGAACCAGUAGACGUAGAGAAGACUCUUCUGGAUGACGAUAGCGAUCUUCCCGACAUCCCCGUCGACUUGACAAAACUACCACCCGUGUUACCAAGACCGGUUACACCCGUCAAUUCCGUAGUUACUCAGGAAACUACGACGCCAAUCACCGAGAAAGCUCCGAACGGUCCGUUAGACAUAUCCGAGUUUGAGGUUCUGAAGGAAAAGACCGUAUUGGAAGAGAUUCCCGACUUGGAUGAUGCCGAAUUCGAUCUAGACGCCGCGCCGGAUGAGCCGGUUCAUCUCGAGGAGGCUGAUGACCCCUUCGCAGCAAAGGAAUCUGAAACAGUUGAUUUUCAGACGGAGAUAAUUGAAGCCAGCUUCGAGGCGGCCACUUUUGCCGACGAGGCUGAUCCUUUCGACACCACUUUCGCAACUAACAUCCUACCGGGUAAAGCGGAACUGAAGUUCAUCGAGAAGGAGCUCGAGGAACUGCCAGUCUCGGAAGUAUCCAUAUCUCUUACUGAUCCUGCUGGAUUGAACAGAGAUUACGAGACUGGUUUACUAAAGUUAGACGAGCAGAAAAACGAUCACAAUGGCACACAAUUACUCAAAAGGGAUCUGCUAGGCGGUUCGACAACCGAUCUUAGCCAAUUAGCAGACCAGCCAAUUGCGCCCGUGGAGGAGAUCAUCUACGUUGAUCCUUUCGACACGUCCGCAGUAAAGGAACUCCCACCCGGCCAGACAGAGCUCAAAGUAUUGGAGAAAGAAUUGCUCGGCGAACAAGUCAGCAGUCACAUCGAGGACGACGACGAUUUCGAUCCGAGGAAAGAUGAGGAAUCAGUAAAACAGCUGCCUGAGAAACCACCGCCGCCUCGGCCACCUGUGCCACCUGUGCCAGUUACAUCCGCGCCAACUAAGCCCACGUUUGAAGUUACCUUCGAAGAGGAUAACAAAACCGAGGCGGCACCGACAAAAGUGGAAAGAAAAACUUCCCGGCCGGAAGUUCUCGAGCUAGCACCAACCAAGGCCGUUGCAUUCGAGUUGCCGACACCGUCGAAGAGGCCUGAUCUUCUCGCAACUUCCGAAGAGGAGAAGACUUUACCCUCCAAGCCGUUAACACCAUAUUAUCCAUCGCAAAAAUCCUUGGAGGAAUCGUUGCCGAUAGACGACGAAGAAGUAGAUGUCGACCCGUUCGACACCAGUUUUGUCAAUAACGUCGCGCCAGGCAAGACAGAGCUCAAGCUCAUCGAGUCAGAGUUGCUGAAGCAGGAACCGAGGCUGCCUCACAGUUUGAGUGAUUACGAUUUCGAUCCGAGAGCCACCGCCGAGCCUGUCAGGAGGCAGAGUGACUUCACGGCCACUUCCGUAACAUCGAGAGAUCUGAAACUCGCGCAGCUGCAAUCAACCCUGAUACAAAAAGUUGAAGAGGAGGUAAUUUCGAAACACGAACCCCAGAGACAGGAGAGUUUGUUAGACGCGGAGGUCGAGGUCGACGCGAAACCUCUCACACCUAAAAUCGAGAGUAAGUCCAUUGAAGAGUCCAUUGAGAUCUCUUAUUCGGAUCCUUUUGACACUUCCAUCGCGACCAACAUCCUUCCCGGUAAAGCAGAGUUGAAGAUAUUGGAGAGUGAGUUGGAACAGCUACCUCAGCAACCACCGCCGCGUCCAAAACCUAUUAAUCUACCCGCGGUAGUAUCAACUGUUGUACCAGUAGUUCCAGAAAUUGAUCCAGACUUCGAUCCCAGAGCAGACGAAGUAAAGGAAUCGGAAGAUUUCUUGUCCUUGGAUGGGCAGGAUCCCGGUGAUAAAGUGUUGACACCGCUUCAGAACAAAGACUUCAGUGUGGACGACGACGUGGAUCCCUUUGACACGAGUUUUGCUACCAUUGAACCUGGACGAACUGAAUUAAAAUUACUUGAAUCGGAACUGAUGAAUUUAAGCCCAAGCUCAAUCAUGGAUUCCAAAGGCGGAAAUCCAUUUUUAAUGGAUGAUUACGCAACGGAGCCGGGGGGCGGCUUGCCUCCGCAGGUCUCCAAUCCUUUCCUGCAGGAUUUCACUGAUACAGCUACUUCCGGCGCGGGCGAGAAUCCUUUCCUGAAUUUCAGCAGCGAACAAUCGUACGAACCUGCAGUGUCCGUCGAUUCUACCAACCCGUUCGCCUCCUUCGGUAUCGAGAGCACAGCUCCGAGCGCCGGAUUUGAAGUGACUGUCGAUAAUACGCCAGCAACCAACGUCUUCACUAGCCAAUUAUCCAAUAUUUUCGCCACGCCUGACAACGCGAGCGUGGACCUAUUUGGCACAGAAACAACGUCGCCAGAGAAACAAUCAACGCCGGUUAUCAGUCCACCGGAACAACCGAUGACACCGACAAUCGCAUCUACACCACCAUCAAAGAACGGAAAACCGCCACCAUCGAGGCCACCGCCGCCAAGACCGCAGCCACCCGCGCCGCCGCAACCCCCCGCUAAGAACACGAAAGAUUUAAUACUGUCGGUCACGGGAGCCAUGGACGCGACCUCGAACCAUCUUCUGGACCGCUUGCAGGCGACAAGAACGCCCAGCCCCACGCUAAUGCACUCCCCGUCGCCGACUCCGGAGCACAGCUUUGCCGAUCUCCUGGACGUCGACAGUAAUGUACCAGAUCUGAUUCCGGAUGACACCAAAGCCGAGCCACCAAAUAAUCAAGAUAUCUUGGACCUAUUCGACGCGCCCAACACAGAUGUCACCGCGACCGCUAUCUUUUCUACUCCUAUGACCACCACGAGCACUACCAGUCUCAUUACUGGUGUCCCGUUGACGACCGCCGCCAAACAGGACAAUCCCUUCGCGAACAUGAGCGAAGAAAUCACAUCGCCGCCUGUGGUUUCACAGGCACAGCCCGCUUUUGGAAUGGAAUACUCGGAGGACACUGUCAGCAACGAGAAACGGCCUUCGAUAUCUUCAGCGACUCCUUUUGCAGACAUAGAAACGGAAACUGAAAACUCUGGUGCUGUUUUGGAUCUCACGGAACCUGCUUUCGUUGAACCCAUAUCGACAGCGGCUACCGAACUCUUCCAAGGAACGAAACAAAUCUCCACCAGCGCUGACGCAAACUUCUUUUCUAUGACCGACACAACCACGACAAGUAUGCCGUUUGGCGUAGCCGAGACAACAUCCGCGCCCUUCGCAACUGCGGCGAUCACUAAACCCUUGUUUGCGACGACGGAAGUUGCGCAGCCUACUCAAGAUGCUUUCGCUUCAGAUCUACUGGGCGACUUUGGAGAACCGACGAAAGAGCUUAGUGGUGGUCUGAUUUCCACCAGUCCAAUCCCUGGAACGGAGUUCCCUGGGAACGAGGCUUAUCGACCUGAAGAACAGUUGGAUAAUUUUGCUGCUACAACGAAGGCGAUCGAGGAUACAGGCGAUUCGUUCGACGCUUUUGCAUCCAAGUUUGACAGGGCCGCUGAACCGGAUACCAAUGGAGCGGAUCCCUUCCUGGAUGCCUUCGGCGGUGGACCAAUUGCCAUGGACACUUCCAGCGACGUUUGGGGAGAUUCGGCGGCGGGCCCGGAAACGGCGAUCACCGGCUUCGGAGAAGCCGACGGAUUUGAUUCCUUCCUGAGUAUGACAGCUCCACCGCCUGACACGAAAGUGAAAAGAUCCGAGUCGGCAGAGUCGGACGAAGGGCCGGAUUUCAGCGUGUUCAUUAAACCGAAAGAAGGAGAUCAAACGACGACAGCGGAAGGUGGACCCGUACCUACAUUAGCACCGCCACCGAAGAGUCCGCAGGUAGCCGCAUAUGCAGAUUCCGCGCCGCGUUUCAAUCCCUUCGACAAGUCCGGGAAUGCACAGGAUGCUGUGGUAUCCGAAACUGCUCAGACAGCCGAGAUGGCCAGGACAGAUUCACAGGAAACACCGCCUACUCCAUUAUUCGACGAAGAUGUCAGUCAACCGCUCGAGGACUUCCCGAGAGUAACAUAUACUGGCGAUGGUUGGGAGAUGCAGCUGCGACAGCCGAAUAAAAAGAAAAUCACUGGGCAACGAUUUUGGAAGAAGAUCUUCGCCAAACUGGUUUACCAGGGUGACAAUCCGAUAUUGCAGCUGUUCAACAAUAAAGACGACAAAGAUCCAUUUCAAGAAUUGCCUCUGCUCGCUUGCUAUUCAGUAUCAGACAUCGGUGCUCAACAAUUCGAUCAGUAUGGAAAGAUCUUUACGGUAAAACUGCAAUACAUCUUCUACAAAGAAAGACCUGGCGUACGGCCCGGCCAAGUCACGAAGGCAGAACGGCUCACUAAUAAACUCAGUCAGUUCGCCGCUUACGCCAUUCAGGGGGAUUAUCAAGGUGUCAAGGAGUUUGGCAGCGAUCUGAAGAAAUUGGGUCUUCCUGUUGAACAUGCACCGCAGAUUUCUCAGUUAUUCAAACUCGGUUCCCAAUGUUUCGAGGACAUGAAACAAUUUUCCUGUGCUAUUGAGGAAGCUCUCUUCAGGUUACCAGCACACCGAGAUCGGGCGCUAAGUUACAAAAUGGAAGAAGUGCAGAUAACGGUCGUAGAUGAACUGUAUGUCGAACAGAACGCGGAAGGUCACGUAGAGAAGCAAAUCGCGCGUGUCCGGCUUUUCUUCCUGGGAUUCCUUACCGGUAUGCCCGAUGUAGAGUUAGGAAUAAAUGAUAUGUGGCGACAGGGUAAAGAAGUUGUUGGCAGACACGACAUUAUCCCCGUAGUGACGGAAGAAUGGAUUCGUUUGGAAAACGUCGAGUUUCACUCAUGCGUUCAGCAGGACGAGUAUGAAAAAUCGCGGAUAAUAAAGUUCAAGCCACCCGAUGCAUGUUACAUUGAACUGAUGCGGUUCCGCGUAAGACCGCCCAAAAACAGAGAGCUGCCACUUCAGUUAAAAGCUGUUAUGUGCGUUACUGGGAACAAGGUGGAGUUGAGAGCAGAUAUUCUUGUACCGGGUUUUGCGUCGAGAAAACUGGGCCAAAUACCAUGCGAGGACGUAAUGGUUCGCUUUCCUAUUCCCGAGUGCUGGAUCUACCUCUUCAGGGUGGAGAAGCAUUUCAGAUAUGGUUCGGUGAAAUCGGCGCACAGAAGAACUGGGAAGAUCAAGGGUAUCGAGAGGUUCUUGGGCGCUGUCGACACAUUGGAACCACAGCUGAUGGAAGUCACUUCCGGUCAGGCAAAAUACGAACAUCAACAUCGGGCUAUCGUGUGGAGGAUGCCUAGGUUGCCGAAAGAGGGACAAGGCGCGUACACGACGCAUCAGCUUGUUUGCCGUAUGGCUCUCACCUCCUACGAUCAAAUCCCCGAAAAUCUCUCGAGAUAUUGCUACGUGGAGUUCACGAUGCCGGCGACACAGGUAUCCCACACGACCGCGAGGAGCGUCAGCCUUCAGAACAGCGACAGUGACGCACCUCCGGAGAAGUACGUCCGAAAUUUGUCGCGUCACGAGUACAGGGUGAUGAUCGAGCAUACGCAGGGUGAAGGACCGGGUGCGUAUGUCUCGGCGACGCACACGAAGAAGAUCCCGGAAACCACGCCGGAAGUCCACACUGAAGUGUCCGACACGCCGGCCGACUCCGAUUCCGACUCCUCGGAGUAAUCGUUCGCUGGAUCGAUCAAUCGUCCGUGCUGUAACAAUUAGCACGUAGACAGCGGGAAAGGGGUGAGAGGAAGAGGGAAAGAGAAAGAGAACGCGAGUUACAUAGCCGGCUCUAGUCGUUUAAGGGACGAACGUAGGUACUAUACAGUGUUAUUAAUCUGUAUAUACAAAGAGAAAAUGCGCGCGCGAAUCGGCCGCACGGGGUGUUUCGUAAGUCGCCGAUAGUUAUAAUAAACAGUGAAUAAUUAUCCCACUUAUGCAAAAGUAUAAUGAUUCAUGAAAAAAUAUUAUAGAGCUGAUAUUAUAGGAGGGGAUCGAGAUGGAAAGAAUAUUCUUGAAAAGAACAAGAGAUCUUAUUAACUAUUUGCCCAACGACUUGGAAACUAAUGCGGUUUAGAUCUACUGUUCACAUUAAUUAUAUACACAUCCUAUUAUCAUUAGGCGCUAUUUCACACUUCAAAGAUUUAUCAGUAGUUUAUCUGUACUCGUGAUAAAUGGAUCUCGUAUUUCUCUGUAUGAGGAGAGUGAAAGCAAAACCCAAGUUAAAAUCCAACUGGAAGAGAGAGACUGUGUACUGUGUACGUGAUAUAUGAAAUGGAAUCAGGUCGGCAAACAGUAUAUAAUUAAUCGAUUUACAAAAAAUCUUAACCCGGCUCGGGAUAAUGACCCAGUAUCUGAUUAAAGUCACGCAAGUCACGCACAUCGAAGAAAUAAUUUGCCUGAAAUUUCUCAUGCAGCAAAAAGGCUCGAAUUGGAAAGAUCCAAAUUAAUCUUCUGAUCUUCUUCUAUGGUAUGGUGGCAUUUAUCAUGUUUGAUGCGGUGGAAACCACAUUUCGUGGAGAUCUUUGACUCUUGGGACUUUGGAUUUGAUAUUGCGAUUUUCGUAUUUUUCAUGCAAUUUGUUUGAAAAUUUCGAAUCGCUGCAAUGUUUUCAGCACUAUAAGCAAUAUAUUUUUUUCUAGCAGACGGGCGAUUCACGAAACAUCUUGUCCACGUUCGCGCAUGAUAUAGUGGUUAAUGACAAGUAACGGGGAUAUAAUUCGAAAUGGAAGGACAAUACCACUUUUUCGUUCCAUUUAGCUUGCUAAGUCGUAGAACACUCGCGGUGGAAAGCUUUGUGUUCGUGAUAUCUCUGUGUCGUUUCAAUGGCUCAUCCACACUCUUGUAGAUGAUCGUUCGUGUUGAAAUUCCAUUACUGAUGAGAACAAUUAUCGCGCGCUAUGCAUCUUCUUAAACGAAUGGAAGAUAAACGAACCAUUGUAUGCAAUUUUCAGAAAUUUGCGCAGGAAUCGUUUGGACUUUUAAUGCCGCCUUCUGAAUUCACAGAGGCAACCAUCAUCUUUUUCAAUUACACAUUAAUCAUGAAACUGAAAGAUUUUAUUCCAGUAUUCUGAAGAUUUUAAUCUAUUUUAAUAUUGAUAUAAAGUAAUAUUUUUUUAUUGUUAAUAUUACUGAAUAAAACAGCAUAUUUAGAGAAGAAAAUGCACUAACUAAUACGCUAAAUCAUGUCAUCGUUACGUCGAUCAGAGGGCAACAAUCUGUUAGAUCGUUUUAUAGACGCGAGCAUAUCCUAUUGUUUGAGCUUACAGAUGAUAUAUGCAUACCGUUAUCUAGUCGCUACGUAGUAGAUACGUUAAGUUAUCAAUUAAGCGUUUACUUGUGCGUUAGAACUUGUAGGAUAGUGUGCAGACAACAAUAAUAUCGUAAUAAUAAGAAUAAUGAUAAAUCUAAAUAAUAAUAAUAAUAAUGCGACAUUUGCAAGUCCGCAUAGAGACGCGAAAAGACACGAUCCGAAGCGAGACAAUUUAUUUACCUGUACAAUUUAAGCAUGCAAAGUGUAUCGAAGUAAAAUGAAUCGAGAGCCGACGUCGUCGAACGAUAAUCGAACCACCGUCCUGGUACACUAAGUGUAUGCGUGGCGAGGAAAUGCAUUGAUGACAAGAGGCCUGAUAUUCUCCUUAUCCAGCUUGUUGCGAUUUUCGACAAUUCAGUUGAUGCGGCUAAUGUUCAUGCUACAUCAGUCGAAUUGUCAAUGAUCGCGAACAAUUACCGAAUGAUAGCUUCGAAUUUGGCCAUCUCUCAUGAGCGAUGAAUCAGGACGGUGCUUGCGUGAAACGACUGGUAAAUGUCGCUAAAUAGCAAAUAAUAAUAAUGCGAUACUGACAACUCUACAACGGGGUAGUGUUCAUUGUGCGCGUAGUAUUAGCUCGAUGAGUGCGUGAUAAGUUUGUGAGAUUGUGGUAGCAUGUCUUUAGCAAUACAAUAAUUUUAAGCGUUAAUAAUAAUCGCGUACAGUUGCGCGUAAUCUCUAAGUGUUUGUGGUAGUGAAUUUUUGAAUCGUAAGUUUCCGUUCUGUUAUGGUUUUACUUUCGUCCUUCUUAGUCGGUGGUGUAACGAUUACCGACCUGUGCAAAAAAGCAGCAUAAUUACACGUAAGAUUUUAUGCACUAUGUGUAAAUGAGAGGAGUGCAUAGAGAAACCUCCAUUACUUAUAUAUAAUCUGAGAAUAAUAUCUCUCGUCGCGUUCUAGGAACUUUAAGAUAUCGAAACGAUUAGCAAAGUAAGUUUCAGUUGAGUUUUGAAUUUUUUGUUCACGUUCUCAAAUCUGCUGAAAGACAGAAGAGGUCAUUCUAGUCCCUAGCUAUUAAGAAAAUCGUAUGACACGAACGGAUAUACUGUCGAUCAUACGUUGCUCAUAAGAUAUCAACAAAGGCGGCCAACAAAGUUGUGUAGAUUAAAUACGCCUGUUAGUUGUUAAUUGCCACUCUGAUCCUCGAUGACGUGAAUCUAAUAGUUCUCCGCAAACAUCUUGUUGACUCGUGCUUUUCUGAAAUCAUUCCAGAAAACUAGAAAAGUUACAAUCCAUUAUAAUAAAAUAAAAAUGCCGUACAUAAAUCGAUUAAAAUCAACGGGGAAAGAAAUUGACAAAGCAAUAUCUUGUGCCAUAAUUUCUAUUAAAUAUUAUUAAAUUAAACAUUAUUAAUUGCGUUUGCAGUUUUAUUAAACUACAAUGUACAAUAUCUUCAACUUAUUUUUAUCAUAUGAUAAAUUCUUCUCUUUCCAAACGGAAACAAUACAAGCAUUAAGAGAGUGCAAGAAUCAUGCAAGUUUUAAGAGAGUGCAUGCAGAAAAUCUGCAGAUCAAAAUCAGAUACUCUUCAAACCAGCGCAAAGCUUUCCAAGCUACAGUGUCGAGGGUUUUUCUUUGAGUUUGGUAUCUUAAACGGAUUUUGGGCAAGUUUUUCUUUACGGAAGCUUGCACCAAGACGUGACGUUUCCAGCUCGUGAUCUCAAAAUAUGCAUAAUACCGUCGUGCGAACCAGAACGGCGUUCGUGUAUCUAAGCAAAAAAAAAGAGAAAAAGCAUAAAUACAGUUAAACGUUGCAUGUAUAGAAGUUAGAAAGAAAUAAAGUAAUUAGUGAAUAAGUGUGACUCCGGCAUGUUUACAAUGAUAAUGAGAGAGUAUGGAUAGCGGAGAGAAAAGAUCGUGCAUGCGAUGCGAGCAUUGGAUUUUGAACAUUUAAUGGAGGACGAUCGACACUUGUCGCGUGUUUGUUGCGAUUCUGCGUAUGUUUGCCUCUCCAAUAGCUUCUCUGUUCCUGAAACAAAAGGGAAAAAUUGUAAGAGAGGCAAACAAUGCAGUUAUAUAAAAAUGUUACAAAAAUCCUCUCCAAUAUUAUUACACUUUAUAAAAGGCGCAUUACAAUGCAACUUGUUAAUUUCAUUCGUAAUCGUAAAUGUAUUUUAAUAGAAUCAUACAAUGCUCCUGAAUCCUCAAAGUUCAUCAUAGCGAGAUAUAUACAAGUUAGUUUCGUGAAAUGUGAUGAUAUUCUCCUUCUGUAUAAAGUAUAAUUUUGGUGUUAGUACGUACGCGAAAUAAAUAAUUGAAAAUGUAGGCACGAGAUUAGCACGAUCUCCAUUGCAAUAUAUAAAUGUGUCACGUGCGUAUCGAUCAAUCUCUCGUGAAACAGAAGCAUUACUUAACUCCACAUAAAUGAAGUAGAAAUCGUAGACGAUAGGACGAUAGACGGAUAGGGUAUAAAUCCUGUUGAUUCGACUCGGCAUACGAACUAAAUUGUAAAGGAAAGCGUACAAUAUAUUGAUAAUAUAACCGUUGUCCCUAUCGUAUAUUAAACAAUGUUCUGUACAGGUGAAAAAGUCUGUAAAGAUAUAAAGUUUAGUCACGCUUUUCGUGAGAUUGACAUGUAAGUUUUAGAAAGUAGGAUCGACGAAGAGUGCUAUGACGGCAGAUGUGUGACGCGUAGAUACAAGAGCAACGUGCGUUUCUUUGUGAAUAACGCUUCUUCUCAAUAUGCACCCGAUCGCCCUUAAAUGAGAUCAUCGAAGAAAGCUUUGUUUGUUGCAGCUUGUUGCGCUUUUUACUAUGCGAAUGUAUUUGCAUGCAUGGGAAUAAAUAAAGAGCUUCGUAGUAACGUUGCAGAAAUAUUAUGUCGGACAAUAUUAUGUCGUCUAAUAUAUAUUUAAAAUGCCGAGCGAUCUCUUAGGUGCGAAAGUGGCAAGUUUUAUUGCGUUCACUCUAGAGAAUUCUCUUUAAAUUCAAGUGAGUUGUCACAAGGAGAUCUGCCAAAGACUCUGAAUUUGUAAAAUUUGAAAUGUGUUCAAAGCUAAUGAGUUCUUAGACCGUUAAGACAAUUCAUAGUGGGUGUGCUAAGCGAAAUAUCUAUAUAAACACAUAUAGAUACAUGUUAUUAAAUUCAAUAUCGAUGUUGUAAUUACACGUUACUUGUGACAAUGAACGUUACAUUAACGGAUGAUGACAUUUAAGGGAUAAUCGACGCGAACCGGCGCUGAAACAAAUGUAUCAUUUUGUUGCGUUGUGGCAAAUAGCAUAUAAUGUAUGCAAGCAGACUCGAAUAAAGCAACUUACGUUACAUAUCGUAAUCCAGAGCUUUCUGUAAAACACAGCACGCGCGUGUAAGCAGCGUUCCUUCUAAGCUACGCAAGUAUGCGAGAUCGUUAAUCAUGCGCAUGUACAUAAAGCGCGUAUGAUAAAUUUUGACCAAUUUAGUAUAAUAAUCUGGUAUGGUACAUUUCUUUUAACAUUGUACUUAAGCAAGUGCAGAAAGCCCUACUUUGCAAGUGCUUCGAGGCAAUUAGAGGGAACAUUGCGUAUGAGGCAUAUGUAUAUAAGCUACUACAAUAUGAAAGUAAACUGGCGUCUCUCUGAUUUAAUUUAAGCACGGGACACUUUGCAAUCUAUAAGAAAAUAACUAGUAAUUCUCAGAGUACCUCCUACUGUGCAGAAUUUAUGACUCAAGGAUGCGUUAUCAGAGAUACGCAAAGUAUUGAUAAUGGUAGUAUUUUUGCAGGCUCAAAAACCGGAAAUAGAUUUUCUAGAAGGAUUGCAGCAACGAUCACGUCGCAAAAGAAAAGUAUUUCUAAAGACAAAGUUUUUGCUUGCGUGCACGUGGAUCUUGAUCGAUUUAAGACAAAAUUACGCAAUAGACCUCGUGAUAUAACAAUACUCAAGAAAUACGUCUCAAAUACUAAAUAGAUAUUUCAAAGACCUUUCAAUUUAAAACGCAAUUGAAUUCAAAUAGACGACGUAAGUGUGAUUAAGAAAAAAAAUACAUUUUUGGUAUUAACUGAAGAAAGUUUGCGUAGAAUUAGCAUCGAAAGGAAGCCUAGACUUCGAGAACCUUUGUCUUACGGUGGCACGAAUUACUGUAACUCACAUAAAUUCCGCAUUUUGAGUGGCAAAUGUUGCCAAUUACAAUUUUGACGGCCAGAGAGCUAAUUACGUAACGAAUGCUUGUACAACAAUUAUAGCGCUACACCGAUAAUUCACGUACGUGUAUAUUUCCCGCAUUGAGCUCGUAAAAUCCACAAAUUAACGUAAAUUAACAGCAUAGUGGAUUGUAUAACGUGGAGAGUAACGUAGCGCAAUUUAAACGAAGUAGACGAAGACUUUUCGUUCCGGUUUCUCGAUUUGUUUCAUCAUUCGAGAGCGAAAUGGCAUCGGCUCUUUAAGAGCGGCCAAGUUGUAACAGAAAUAAUGCAUAAUACAUAUAAUAAUAAUAAUUCCCUAUAAAUAAACGGAGGAAUACUGGGAAUAUCUAGAAGUACCCCUGCAAUUUCUAACUUGUAACUUACAAACAUACGCGUGUGUGUAACGACGUAACCGUAUCCAUUACGUCAUACGUGUAUCUAUUAUUUAAAAUUGUAAUCUAUUCACUAUAAAUGUAUGAUAAAUGUAUGCAAAAAGUACCAAAAUGAACAGCAGAAGCGUUUUGAGGAACCUACGGCAUGUAUAAUAAUUUACGAGUGUGUGAGAGAGAGAGAGAGAGAGAGAGAAGAAAAGUGAGAGACAGAAUGCGACAGAUCAUUUUUGGGAGUGAAGACGAAAUAAAUGUACUGUUAGCUAAUGGUACCAGCGAUAAAUUCUAUGUACCGAUAAAUAAUAUAUAUACAUUGUUUAAGGGACGAAAA
Molecule: messenger RNA, 13209 nt
Organism: Ooceraea biroi (clonal raider ant)
Lineage: Eukaryota; Metazoa; Arthropoda; Insecta; Hymenoptera; Formicidae
Product: protein stoned-B
Biological process (GO): endocytosis; intracellular protein transport
Cellular component (GO): clathrin adaptor complex
Source: RefSeq, a predicted model, not a curated record